GAUUCGAAAAUGGCGAAUCGCACAGUGAAAGACGCUCACUCGGUAAAAGGAACAAAUCCUCAGUAUUUAGUAGAGAAAAUCAUCCGUACACGCAUCUACGAUGCGCAGUAUUGGAAGGAACAGUGUUUUGCGCUAUCUGCCGAGCUUCUCGUUGACAAGGCGAUGGAGCUGCGUUACGUCGGCGGCGUGUUCGGCGGCAACAUCAAGCCGACGCCGUUCCUCUGCCUCCUGCUGAAGAUGCUGCAGAUUCAGCCGGAGAAGGACAUCAUCAUCGAAUUCAUCAAGAACGAGGACUUCAAAUACGUUCGAGCUCUGGGGGCAGUCUACAUGAGAUUGACUGGAUCCUCUCUGGACGUCUUCAAGUAUCUGGAACCGCUGCUGAACGACUACAGGAAGAUGAGACGCCAGAACAGACAGGGAGAGUUUGAGUUGCUGCACGUGGAUGAAUUCAUAGAUGAACUGCUGCGAGAGGACAGGUCAUGUGACGUAAUACUCCCUCAUAUACAGAAGCGACAGAUCCUGGAGGAGACAGAGCAGCUGGAGAUGCGAGUCAGUGCGCUGGAGGAUGACCUUGACAUGGAGUCUGACGAGGAGGAAGAGGAGGAGGUGGUGAAGGAGAAGCGUCCGGAGCCGGAACCUCCCAGCAGAGGGCACCGUGAUUGGGACCGCCCCCGCCGGUCGCCCUCCCCGCGAUUCCGUGGCCGCCCCGCCCCCAGAAGGAAGCGAGGCGGCGGUGGCGGUGGCGGCGGCGUCGGCGGCAGGAAGAUGAAGCGGGAGCGGUCCCGGGAGAGGGACCGUCGCGGCGGCGGCGGCAGCAGCAGGGGGAUCGCUCCCGACAUCCAGGAAGCUAACGAACUUCGCGCACGACUCGGCAUGGCGCCGCUGCGCCCGUGA
Molecule: messenger RNA, 894 nt
Organism: Priapulus caudatus
Lineage: Eukaryota; Metazoa; Priapulida; Priapulimorpha; Priapulimorphida; Priapulidae
Product: pre-mRNA-splicing factor 38A-like
Exons: 7
Coding region: 10-894 (294 amino acids)
Cellular component (GO): precatalytic spliceosome
Source: RefSeq, a predicted model, not a curated record